Molecule: messenger RNA, 1021 nt
Organism: Musca domestica (house fly)
Lineage: Eukaryota; Metazoa; Arthropoda; Insecta; Diptera; Muscidae
Gene: EMC7
Product: ER membrane protein complex subunit 7 homolog
Exons: 3
Coding region: 102-830 (242 amino acids)
Cellular component (GO): EMC complex
Molecular function (GO): carbohydrate binding
Source: RefSeq, a predicted model, not a curated record
UUUCCACCUCUGUACUCUGGUCUCGUGAACGAAGAAAAAUUAAUUUUUUCACCUAAAAUUAAUUUAUUUACAAAUUACGACGAAGUAAUAUUACAAAAGAAAUGAAAUCAAAUAUUUUUCUGGAGCUUUUGGCUCUAUGUGUCAUGGCAUGUUUUGCCACAGCGGAUUUGACAAUUCAAGAUGAAUUGGUGGAUGAAGUAUCUGGUUUAUUUACAAUUGAGGGCAAAGUUUAUCCACCCGAGGCCCAACAGAUGUCCUACAAUCCCAAUGCAGUUCCCAACAACAAAUGGCAAGGAGACACAGUGCUCUCUAUUAAUGGGGGUGAAUACAAAGGUUUCAUAAGGGAAGAUGGUUCUUUCAUUAUUAGUUCAGUGCCUUCCGGAAGUUAUGUUGUGGAAAUUGUUAAUCCAGAUUAUUUCUAUGAACCGGUCAGAGUAGAAAUCAAUCCCAAAGGAAAAUUCCGUGCGCGUAAAGUAAAUUAUGUACAGCCGUCUCAGAUUGUACAAGUGCCUUACCCACUAAAGCUGAAGGCAUUGACCAGAUUUAAGUAUUUCCAAACAAGAGAGCAGUGGAAGAUCACUGAUUUCCUCUUCAGUCCCAUGGUGUUGAUGAUGGUGGUUCCCUUGCUGCUCAUGUGGGUAUUACCCAAAAUGAUCAACGAUCCCGAGACCAAAAAGGAAUUAGAAAACAUGCAAUUCCCCAAAAUGAACAAUGACAUGCCGGAAAUCAGUGAAAUGAUUACAUCGCUUUUUACCGGCAAUCCCCCCAAACAACCGGAGAAAGAAAAGAAGCCCUCAUCCAGCGCCAAACAAACCAAAAAGAGGAACUAGUCAUAGUGCAAGGUUUAGGAAAUUAUGUAUUAGUUUAUUUACUUGUAACGCAUACAAAUAUCAAAACAUUACUAUUAUUCUACAUACAUUGAUUUUUUUGUAAUAAAAACUUAUUUAAACAAUGGGCUGCUUAUAUUAACAGCAUGAAUAAAACGUAAAGAAGACGACAAACUUGACAUUCAUUUCAAAAA